Messenger RNA from Tachyglossus aculeatus (Australian echidna), 2158 nucleotides. RefSeq names its product acyl-CoA synthetase short chain family member 2 (gene ACSS2). The coding region runs from base 1 to 2061 and encodes 686 amino acids. The transcript has 18 exons. Gene Ontology annotation, molecular function: acetyl-CoA synthetase activity. The record is from RefSeq and is a predicted model, not a curated record. Lineage: Eukaryota; Metazoa; Chordata; Mammalia; Monotremata; Tachyglossidae. Gene Ontology annotation, cellular component: cytoplasm. Gene Ontology annotation, biological process: acetyl-CoA biosynthetic process.
AUGGAGAGGCCCGAGGAGCGAAAGCGAACGAGGCCACCGCCGGCCGAGCUCAGCCGCUCGGCGCACGUCUCCUCCCUGCAGCAGUACCGGGACCUGCACCGCCGCUCGCUAGAGGAGCCGCACGAGUUCUGGGGAGACGUGGCCAAGGAAUUCUUCUGGAAAACCCCGUGCCCCGGGCCCUUUCUCAACCACAAUUUCGAUGUGACGAAAGGGAAAAUCUUCAUCGAAUGGAUGAAAGGGGCCACGACCAACAUCUGCUACAACGUCCUGGACCGCAUCGUGGAGGACAAGAACCUUGGGGACAAAAUUGCCUUUUACUGGGAAGGCAACCAGCCUGGAACGGCCACCAAGAUCACCUACCGAGAGCUGCUGGCCCAGACAUGCCGGUUUGCCAACGUGCUCAAGAAGCUAGGAAUUAAGAAAGGUGACCGAGUGGCCAUCUACAUGCCCAUGAUCGUGGAGCUGGUGGUGGCCAUGCUGGCCUGCGCCCGGAUCGGAGCCGUCCACUCCAUCGUGUUUGCAGGUUUCUCAGCUGAAUCGCUGUGUGACCGCAUCAUGGACUCCAGCUGUGUCCUCCUCGUCACGGCAGACGCUUUUUUCCGCGGGGACAAGCUGGUUAAACUGAAAGAGACCGUGGACGAGGCUCUGAGAAAGUGCAGAGACAAGGGCCUCACUGUGCGCCACUGCGUCGUAGCCAAGCACCUGUCUCGAGCAGCACCGGCGGCUGACGGUCCGGGCGGACAGUCUCCCCCGCCCAAGCGGCUAUGUCCGGACGGGCAGGGCAAGCAGAUUCCCUGGAACGCGGACACUGACCGCUGGUGGCACGAGCUGACGGGGGACGCGGCCGACACGUGCGAGCCCGAGUGGUGUGACGCCGAGGACGCCCUCUUCAUCCUCUACACCAGCGGCUCCACCGGCAAGCCCAAGGGCGUCGUGCACACGGUGGGCGGCUACCUGCUCUUCGCUGCCACUUCGUUCAAAUACGUGUUCGACUACCACCCGGACGACGUGUACUGGUGCACCGCGGAUAUCGGCUGGAUUACCGGUCACUCCUACAUCACCUACGGCCCCUUGGCCAACGGGGCCACCUGUGUCCUGUUCGAAGGGCUCCCCACCCACCCCGACCCCGGCCGCAUGUGGACCAUCGUGGACAAGUACCAGGUGACCAAGCUGUACACGGCCCCCACGGCCAUCCGGCUGCUCAUGAAGUUUGGGGACGAGCCGGUCACCAAGCACUGCAGGCGGUCUCUGAAGAUCCUGGGUACCGUGGGCGAGCCCAUCAACCCCGAGGCUUGGCUGUGGUACUACGCCGUGGUGGGGGAGAAGCGCUGCCCCGUGGUAGACACCUUCUGGCAGACGGAAACGGGUGGCCACAUGCUGACCCCUCUCCCGGGCGCCACUCCCUUGAAGCCUGGCUCGGCGACAUUCCCGUUCUUCGGGGUGCACCCUGCCAUCCUGAACGAGUCUGGGGAGGAGCUGGAAGGAGAGGCUGAAGGCUACCUGGUCUUCAAGCGUCCGUGGCCCGGCAUCAUGCGCACCGUCCACGGCGACCACACGCGCUUCGAGGCCACCUACUUCCGCCGCUUCCCCGGUUACUUCGUGACAGGCGACGGCUGUCGGCGGGACCGGGACGGCUACUACUGGAUCACCGGGCGUACGGACGACAUGCUCAAUGUCUCCGGUCACCUGCUGAGCACGGCUGAGGUGGAGUCGGCGCUGCUGGAACACAAGGCCGUGGCCGAGGCGGCGGUGGUCAGCCACCCGCACCCCAUCAAAGGGGAGUGUCUCUACUGCUUCGUCACGCUCCGGCAGGGCCUCGUCUUCACUCCCGCCCUCAGGGAGGAGCUGAGGCUGCAGGUUCGAGAGAAAAUCGGCCCCAUCGCCACACCAGACUACAUCCAGAACGCCCCCGGCCUACCCAAAACGCGCUCAGGGAAGAUCAUGAGGCGGCUCCUGCGGAAGGUGGCCCGGAACGACCGGGACCUGGGAGACACAUCCACCGUGGCCGACCCCUCGGUCAUGACUCACCUCUUCAAGCACCGCUGCCCCACGGCCCCGUGACUGGCAGGGCCGGCCUGGGCCCGGGAGGUCGGGGUCGGGAUCCCGGGGUCUGGUGCUCUGCGCAGAGUAGGCGCUCAAUAAAAACGACUGAAUGAAC